This is a messenger RNA of Peromyscus maniculatus bairdii (prairie deer mouse), 3492 nucleotides long. It is a transcript of the gene Kbtbd13, whose product is annotated as kelch repeat and BTB domain containing 13. Gene Ontology annotation, biological process: relaxation of skeletal muscle; regulation of the force of skeletal muscle contraction. Gene Ontology annotation, molecular function: protein binding. NCBI's taxonomy places the organism in Eukaryota, Metazoa, Chordata, Mammalia, Rodentia, Cricetidae. The record is from RefSeq and is a predicted model, not a curated record.
CAGUGGCCCCAGGCAAAUCUAGGCCCCCCAGCGGCAGCAGCCUCCGCCCCUCUGGCUCAGCAUGCCACCAGGUCCCGAGAUCCCGGUGCAGGUGUGGGUGGAUGGCCAACUCUUCCAGGCCGAGCAGUCGCUGCUGGUGGAACACUGCGGCUUCUUCCGUGGGCUUUUCCGCUCCGGCAUGCGGGAGGCGCGCGCGGCCGAGGUGCGCCUGGGUGCGCUGAGCGCCGCGGGCUUCGGCACGGCGCUGCGGGUGCUGCGCGGAGAGCGGCCGGCGCUGGCCGCAGACGACGAGCUGCUGCAGGCAGUGGAGUGCGCCGCUUUCCUGCAGGCGCCCGCGCUCGCGCGUUUCCUGGAGCACAGCGUCACGUCGGACAACUGCUCGCUGCUGUGCGACGCGGCCGCCGCCUUCGGCCUGCGCGACGUGCUCCACAGCGCUGCGCUCUUCAUCCGUGACGGCGCGCACGAGCUGGUGGCGGAUUUGGAGCUGCCGGAGGCCCGUGCCUACGUGGCAGCGCUGCGACCUAGCACCUACGUGGCCGUGAGCACUCACACGCCCGCGCCCGGCUUCCUGGAGGAUGCAUCGCGCACCAUGUGCUUCCUGGACGAAGAGGAGGACGCGUGGCGCACGCUGGCCGCACUGCCCUUGGAGGCCAGCACGCUGCUGGCAGGCGUGGCCACUCUGGGCAACAAGCUGUACAUCGUGGGUGGUGUGUGCGGAGCCAGCAAGGAGGUAGUGGAGCUGAGCUUCUGUUACGACCCGGAAGGUGGCACCUGGUGCGAAUUCCCCAGCCCACACCAGCCGCGCUAUGAUUUGGCGCUGGCCGGCUUUGAAGGCCGCCUCUAUGCCAUUGGUGGCGAAUUCCAGAAGACGCCCAUGAGCUCCGUGGAGUGCUACGAUCCCGCCACAGACUGCUGGAGCUUCGUGGCGGACCUGCCGCAGCCAGCUACAGGGGUUCCCUGUGCCCACGCGCGUGGCCGCCUCUUCGUGUGCCUGUGGAGGCCGGCAGAUAUCACUGCCGUUGUUGAGUACGUAGUGCAGAUGGACAAGUGGCUGCCCGUGGCUGAACUGUGUCGUUCGCAGAGCUACGGCCACUUUAUGGUGGCCCAUCGUGACAGUCUCUAUGUGGUGCGUAAUGGACCUUCUGAUGAUUUCCUGCACUGUGCCAUCGAUUGCCUCAACCUGGUCACGGGCCAGUGGACAUCGCUACCUGGCCAGUUUGUCAACAGCAAGGGAGCACUCUUCACCUCCGUGGUGCGUGGGGACACCGUCUAUACUGUCAACCGUGUAUCCACGUUGGUCUAUGCCAUUGAAGAUGGCACCUGGCGGCUGCUCAGGGAGAAGGCUGGAUUUCCUCGUCCCGGCUCCUUACAGACCUUCCUCCUGCGGCUGCCCCCUGGCACUACUGGGCCUGUGGCCACCGCGUUGCCAGAGUUGUGAGCUCGGAAUGACUUCAGAUUCAUGAACCUGGAUUGGGGAGCUCUUGGAAACUCCUUUUUCCCAGUUGGGACACUCAGGUCUCUGCUUUCUGGUGGUGUGGAUAUCCAAGAAGCCCUGCGCACCGCAGAUGGCUGGGGUCCUCAAAUCACUUGGGCUCUGCUGAGAGCUGGUGGGUCACAGCCUCAGGGAAAGGGGUGGGGUUACUAUUCGGAUGAUCUAGGCUUGUAGGCAAAUAGCCAACACUAGAGCUGUGGAGAAGUGGAUUAAGUGCUGUUAACCAAAAACUGCUAAUUAGCAGAUACAAAGUGUCAACACAAUGCUGGGCCUAGUUGUCAGUCGGGGUACAGAAAACUUGGAGACUAGCCUAGGAAACUCUGUCUUAAUAGAAGUCUCAGGAUGGCAAAAAAAAAAAAAAAAAAAAAAAAGGUAAAAGCAACAUGUUAAUUAAAAAAAAGUUAAAAGCAAACCCACACUGCGAUAAAAAAGAGAAUACUAAAGCAGUCAGCACCGAGAAGGGAAGAUAAAGUCCAGGAAAUAGGCGCAUAUAUAAAUGGCAUAGAGGAGAGAGGAUACAGUCUGGAGAAGCAGAGUCAGACCAGAGUCUGAGCCCUCCAAGAGGAAACGGGCAAGACUGGACCAGACAGGGUCUCUGUGAGCUCCAGACUUGACAGCCGGAGGCAUUUAGGCUGUGAGUGAGGCCGGACUGACUUGUAGCAAACAAAACUCUGUUGAGCCUGGAGCAAGCCCGUGGGAGGAAGCGAGGAUUCCCUACAGUAGCUCUGGGGACUGGAAUGGAAAGGAAGCACCCAGGUGUAAUUCCUUUACCUAUCUUUUUUGUGAUCACUAUGGGACAGUAGAUUGUCAACCUCCUGACCGGGUUACUUACGGUGUAAGGAGCCUAGUCCGGCCGAUCUGGGCGCAUUCCUUCCUGGAUAAGCCAGAGGCUCCAUCUCUCUCCUAAUCUCUGCUGUGACCACUCCCUGGGCCUGCAAUGCCUUUCCUCUUCCUCCUUCUUAUCUCUGUUCCCACCUCCUUUCAGCAGGAUUGGCUGAUCUAGCUCCUGUUUUCCGUCCUGGCUGCCUGCAUCCCUCACUGAUCUCUGUGACAUUCUGUGUUGUAUGCGCAGCCCCACCUGAAUGCAGAUGAUAAAAGCAGAAGUCCCAUGCUGCUAACCGAGCUGGGCACUUCCUUGCCUGCAGAAUAAAAUACUGUCUUACAAGAAUCACUAGUUAGAGGUCUGCCACUGAAAUGUGUUGUUAAACAACUCCAGUCUUAAAAGCAAUAUCCAGAGCUAGGUGGUGGUGAUGCCUGCCUUUAAUCUCAGCACUCCAGAUGCAGAGGCUGGAGGAUCUCUGAAUUCUAGGCUAGUCUGGUCUACAGAGUGUGUUCCAGGACAGCAAGAAAAAGGGUUUUUUGAGAAACCCUGUCUCAAAACAAUAACAACAACAACAACAACAAAAAGUGAUACCCAGACCCAGCUUCUGUUACAGAUGCCUGCUUCAGCCCUCCAGCCUGGCCAUAUGCCCGGCAGACUUCCUUCAGUGGUCUUGUAUCGUCUCCAUCCUCUAGGACCCAAGCCAUACAAACCCCAACUUCAGAAGUAGAGAACACAGUAUGGUACUUCCUGGGCAUGGAGCCUGGUGUCGGGCUGUCACUUGCUACCUCUUCUCCUGACCUGUGUCCUAACCCUGAAAUAAGCUGCCUUCAGGAGUGUGAAAUCUUCUAGCUUUUGUGAUAGUCUAGUCUAUGACUCACAAGAAUAAACCCUGACAUUUGUAUCCUGUGAAUUCUAGGCAAACUCUUUUUACAUUCAUUUCUUCUACAGUCCCUCACUUGUGGUUGUAUAGCAGUGUAUACACACACACACUCACACACACACACACUUUUAUCAUCAGUCAAUGACUUACUCGGCUCACUAAUGGGGGAACUAGAAGAAUGUGAAGCUGGUUGGAAAGAUCAUCUGAGAGACAGAGAUUUGUAUAUUUAAUUGGCAAAGAUGUGCAGAAGUAAGUUUGCUAGGUCAGAGAUGAUGCUGGUUCAUGUCUUGGGGGCAA